Sapajus apella (tufted capuchin) is the source of this 1307-nucleotide messenger RNA. RefSeq names its product saoe class I histocompatibility antigen, A alpha chain-like. The coding region runs from base 77 to 1264 and encodes 395 amino acids. NCBI's taxonomy places the organism in Eukaryota, Metazoa, Chordata, Mammalia, Primates, Cebidae. The record is from RefSeq and is a predicted model, not a curated record. Gene Ontology annotation, molecular function: signaling receptor binding; peptide antigen binding. Gene Ontology annotation, cellular component: external side of plasma membrane. Gene Ontology annotation, biological process: antigen processing and presentation of endogenous peptide antigen via MHC class Ib; positive regulation of T cell mediated cytotoxicity; immune response. The transcript is spliced from 7 exons.
AAUCAGCGUCGCCGCGGUCCCGGUUCUAAAGUCCCCAGUCACCCACCCGGACUCAGAUUCUCCCCAGACACCGAGGAUGGCAGUCAUGGGGCCCCGUACCCUCCUUUUGCUGCUCUUGGGGGUCCUGUCCCUGACCGAGAGCCGGGCGGGCUCCCACUCCAUGAGGUAUUUGUACACCUUCAUGUCCCGGCCUGGCCGCGGGGAGCCCCGGUACAUCGCAGUGGGCUAUGUGGACGACACGGAGUUCGUGCGGUUCGACAGUGACGCCGCGAUUCCAAGGAUGGAGCCGCGGGCGCAGUGGAUGGAGAAGGAGGGGCCGGAGUAUUGGGAGGAGCAGACACGGAGAGUCGAGGCCGCCGCACAGAGUUCGCGAGUGGCUCUGCGGGUCCUGCGCGGCUUCUACAACCAGAGCGAGGCCGGGUCUCACACGCUCCAGGCUACGUUUGGCUGCGACCUGGGGCCAAACCGGCGCCUCCUCUGCGGGCAUGAACGGUUCGCCUACGACGGCAAGGAUCACAUCGCCCUGAACGAGGACCUGCGCUCCUGGACCCCCGCGGACACGCCGGCUCAGAUCACCCAGCGCAAGUUCGAGGAGGCCAAUGUGGCAGAGGAGAUGAGAGCCUACCUGGAGGGCGAGUGCCUGGAGUGGCUCCACAGACACCUGGAGAACGGGAAGGAGACGCUGCUGCGCGCCGAGCCCCCCAAGACACACGUGACCCACCACCCCAUCUCUGAUCAUGAGGCCACCCUGAGGUGCUGGGCCCUGGGCUUCUACCCUGCGGAGAUCACACUGACCUGGCAGCGGGAUGGGGAGGACCAGACCCAGGACAUGGAGCUUGUGGAGACCAGGCCCACAGGGGAUGGAAACUUCCAGAAGUGGGCAGCUGUGGUGGUGCUUUCUGGAGAGGAGCAGAGAUACACAUGCCAUGUGCAGCACGAGGGGCUGCCUGAGCCCCUCACCCUGAGAUGGGAGCCGCCUUCCCAGCCCACCAUCCCCAUCGUGGGCAUCAUUGCUGGCCUGGCUGUCCUUGGAGCUGUAGUCACUGGAGCUGUGGUCGCUGCUGUGAUGUGGAGGAAGAAGAGCUCAGAUAAAAAAGGAGGAAGCUACUCUCAGGCUGCAAGCAGCGACAGUGCUCAGGGCUCUGAUGUGUCUCUCACGGCUUGUAAAGGUGGGAUCCUGGGGGAGGGGCUGAUGUGUGUGGGUUGUUGGGGGGAACAGUGGACACAGCUGUGUUAUGGGGUUUCUUUGACUUGGAUGUAUUGAGCUGGUGAUGGGUUGUUUAAAGUGUGACUGAUAUAAAUUUGUU